ACCAUUGUUCGUCGGUUUGUACACUUCGGACUUUACUAGACCGACGCACAACAGUUUCCUCACGCUGUAUGCUGGAUAUUAGCUGGCAGAAUAGACUUGUGUGUAAUUUAAAUUAACUGUAUUUAUAAAUUGGACGAUAUUUUAUUUUCAUGUAUUAGAUUUUAAAUGUGUUUGCUAGCCAGUGACUACCUGCGUCACAAACUGUUACAUUAGCUGUUAGCUUACUAGCAGGGUCAGUAUUUAGCUAAUUCCACUGAGAAAGCAGGCUGCAGAAACUGCUCACUGUUGCAAAGUGAAACAGGUCAGAAAGAUACAAUUAAGUCCAAUAAAAAAGAUAAAAGGAUUGGAGAAAGCCUGCAAAGGUGUGAUGGAAAACACUGAAAAAGAGGAAAAUGUCGAAAAGACAGCUGUAGCAGUAAAGGGUGUAGCGUCCAUCAAACAUGAGUUUCUUACCAGCAAAGAAAAGUUUCAUGAGUUUGUAGAUUCUGAGUGGCAAGCCAGAAACAAAGAGAAGGUCUCUGAAGAUGACAAAGUUGAGGUGACAAAGGACACAUCUGUUGAAGAACCUGAAGCUAAAAAAUUCAAACAUGAGUCUGAGGAAACAAAUAAACCAGGAAAACCUGAGGGUAAACGUCGGGGGCAGAAUAAGUCGAGACCUCACACCAAGUUUUCUGAGUAUGAUGAAAAGCGCCUGUGUGUCUCAGUCAUUCAGGGCAGGGAAUGCUCCUACGGAGCUAAGUGCCGCUUUCACCAUGACAAUGCUGAGUACUUGGCCACCAAGCCUGCUGAUAUCGGAGAAAGCUGCUACCUCUAUGACACAUUUGGAAAGUGUACUUAUGGUCUCUCCUGCAGGUUUGCCAAGGCUCACACAACACCCGACUUCAACACCACAGAGAACGCUGAACUUAUUAAGACCUACGAGGGCAGGACUCCUGUGAAGAACAGCUUGAGUAGAGACCUCCAGUAUCGUCUGAGGAAGCACUCAGUGCCCUUCAAGAAGUCAGACGAGUAUCUGAAAACUCUUUCGAAGAGCAAAGAAAAAACAGAACAGCAGGCGAAUGGUGUCACUCCUGUCGUGGAAACACCAGCCGAUCCUACAGAAGGGGAGCAGAAUGUAUCUAUUGAACCAGGAUCUGAGGCCAGCCCAGAUAAACAGCCCCCAGUGAGGACCAUCGGUCCACUGACUGAUUUGGAUGUCAUCAAGUUGCGCCCAUGUGAAAAGAAACAGGUGGAUUUUCAAGACAAGCUCUACCUUGCUCCUCUAACAACUUGUGGAAAUCUGCCUUUCCGUCGUGUGUGUAAGCGCUUCGGAGCAGACAUCACGUGUGGGGAGAUGGCCAUGUGCACGAACCUGCUGCAGGGGCAGCAGUCAGAGUGGGCGCUUCUGAAACGGCAUGAAAGUGAAGACGUUUUUGGGGUCCAGGUGGAGGGCUGCUUCCCCGACACUAUGACGAAAUGUGCAGAGCUCAUCAACAACAACACUGAGGUCGACUUUGUGGACAUCAACUCUGGGUGUCCCAUUGAUCUCGUUUACAAGAAGGGCGGAGGCUGUGGUUUGAUGACACGUACCAGAAAGUUUGAACAGAUAAUCAAGGGAAUGAACCAUGUCCUUGAUGUGCCUUUGACAGUCAAGAUCCGCACUGGUGUUCAGGAAAAGUGCAACAUCGCACACAAACUCAUCCCUGAGAUGAAGCAGUGGGGUGUCUCAAUGGUCACAUUGCAUGGCCGAUCCAGAGAGCAGCGCUACACCAAGUUAGCAGACUGGGAUUACAUCACCACCUGCUCCAAGCUGGCCAGUCCUGUCCCACUUUUUGGUAAUGGAGACAUUCUGUCCUACGAAGACGCCAUGAAAGCCAAAGAGACUGGAGUCUCUGGUAUUAUGAUUGCAAGAGGGGCUCUCAUAAAACCAUGGAUCUUCACUGAAAUAAAGGAGAGCAGACACUGGGACAUCUCAUCCAGCGAGCGACUGGACAUGCUCAGGGAUUUCACCAACUUUGGUAUGGAGCACUGGGGCUCUGACACUCGAGGUGUAGAGAAGACUCGCAAGUUCAUGCUAGAGUGGCUGUCCUUCAUGUGCAGAUAUGUUCCUGUUGGUCUGUUGGAGCGAGUCCCUCAGAAGAUCAAUGAGCGCCCUCCAUACUACAUGGGCAGAAACUACCUGGAGUCACUGAUGGCCAGUCAACACGUUGGGGAUUGGGUCAGGAUUAGUGAAAUGCUUCUUGGACCUGUGCCGAAAAACUUCAACUUUUUACCCAAACAUAAAGCCAAUGCCUACAAGUGAUUGUUCCGAUUACCAACAUUUUUUUGUGUGAUUGACGUUUUUUCUUAGCUGUUGGGAAUAUGAAAAUGGAAAGAAAAUAUUUUGUCCUGUGGUGCUCAAGUAAACCACUUGUGUGUUUAUGUACUUGAAACAUAUGCAAUAAAUUCUUUGGCCGCACAAAGAA
Molecule: messenger RNA, 2444 nt
Organism: Notolabrus celidotus (New Zealand spotty)
Lineage: Eukaryota; Metazoa; Chordata; Actinopteri; Labriformes; Labridae
Gene: dus3l
Product: dihydrouridine synthase 3-like (S. cerevisiae)
Exons: 16
Coding region: 368-2281 (637 amino acids)
Biological process (GO): tRNA processing
Molecular function (GO): flavin adenine dinucleotide binding; metal ion binding; tRNA dihydrouridine synthase activity
Source: RefSeq, a predicted model, not a curated record